Messenger RNA from Nycticebus coucang (slow loris), 8361 nucleotides. It is a transcript of the gene RBMS3, whose product is annotated as RNA binding motif single stranded interacting protein 3. Bases 597 to 1910 code for a protein of 437 amino acids. The record is from RefSeq and is a predicted model, not a curated record. Gene Ontology annotation, cellular component: cytosol; nucleus; ribonucleoprotein complex. Gene Ontology annotation, molecular function: poly(A) binding; mRNA 3'-UTR binding; poly(U) RNA binding. The transcript is spliced from 15 exons. Lineage: Eukaryota; Metazoa; Chordata; Mammalia; Primates; Lorisidae.
CCAUGUCACUCUGGGAGGGAGACAGCAGCAACUAAGCUGUGCAAGAUUUUUUUUUUCUUUUCCCUUUUCUUUUUCUUUCUUUCUUUUUUUUUUUCUUUUCCUUCUUUCUCUCUCUCUCUCUCUUUUCUUUUUCUUGAAGGUGGGGAAAGAGACAAACAGGAGACAGGAAGCUGAUCUGCAAGGAUUCGGAGUUGUGCUAAAAGGACUUGAUUUCUUUUCCCCCUUUACAAACGCUGGCAAUUGGCAUCACUACAGACAGCCUGGUUAGAGAACAAACUGCCUCUUCCCAAGUGGACCCCGACAGCAGCUCAGGGAAGCCAGGAAAGAUCUGGAGAGGCUGUGUGUGCGUUUUUUCUACAGCUCUCACUCCCCACCCUUUCUUUAUUGUUAUUCUUUUUUUGGUGUGUGUGCUUUUUGUUUUUGUUUUGUUUUGCUUUUUAAAAAUUCUUGCUGUGCUGGAACUAGCGAGUGACGGAGUCUCUGAAGCCUCAUCAGUCAUCGGGACUGUCAGGAAUAGUGGUUUACGAGGAAGCUCGGCCUGGGGCACUAUACCCUGUCAUCCAGUUCCCUGCCUCGGAGAUAAAGAUUCCAGCUACAUGGGCAAACGCCUGGAUCAGCCACAAAUGUACCCCCAGUACACUUACUACUAUCCUCAUUAUCUCCAAACCAAGCAGUCCUAUGCACCAGCUCCCCACCCCAUGGCUCCUCCCAGCCCCAGCACAAACAGCAGCAGCAACAACAGCAGCAGCAACAGCAGCGGGGAACAGUUGAGUAAAACCAACCUGUACAUUCGAGGCCUCCCGCCAGGCACCACCGACCAGGACCUCAUCAAGCUGUGCCAACCGUAUGGAAAAAUUGUGUCCACAAAGGCAAUUCUUGACAAAAACACAAAUCAGUGCAAAGGUUAUGGUUUUGUAGAUUUUGACAGUCCCGCAGCUGCUCAAAAAGCAGUAGCAUCUCUAAAGGCAAAUGGCGUGCAAGCACAGAUGGCCAAGCAACAAGAGCAAGACCCAACAAACUUAUACAUCUCAAAUCUUCCCAUUUCUAUGGAUGAACAGGAACUCGAGAAUAUGCUGAAACCCUUCGGACAUGUCAUUUCUACAAGAAUACUAAGAGAUGCUAAUGGAGUCAGCAGAGGCGUUGGCUUUGCCAGAAUGGAGUCUACUGAAAAAUGUGAAGUGGUAAUUCAACAUUUUAAUGGAAAAUACCUGAAAACACCACCAGGCAUCCCAGCCCCCAGUGAGCCUUUACUGUGCAAAUUUGCUGAUGGAGGACAAAAGAAGCGACAGAAUCAAAGCAAAUAUACCCAGAACGGGCGGCCUUGGCCCAGGGAAGGAGAGGCUGGCAUGGCUCUGACCUAUGACCCCACAGCCGCCAUACAGAAUGGAUUUUAUUCUUCACCGUACAGUAUCGCAACCAACCGCAUGAUUCCACAGACAUCCAUCACGCCAUUCAUUGCUGCUUCCCCUGUCUCCACAUAUCAGGUCCAGAGCACUUCAUGGAUGCCUCAUCCGCCAUACGUUAUGCAACCAACAGGUGCUGUGAUUACCCCAACAAUGGACCAUCCUAUGUCAAUGCAGCCAGCAAACAUGAUGGGCCCCCUGACACAGCAGAUGAAUCACCUUUCACUGGGCACAACAGGAACGAUUCAAUCACAAGACAGGAUUAUGAUACUCCACCAGCUGUUGUGUCAGUAUAUGACUGCUGCUGCUCCUAUGCAAGGGACCUACAUUCCCCAGUACACGCCUGUGCCUCCGACAGCUGUUUCUAUUGAAGGUGUUGUGACUGAUACCUCUCCCCAGACAGUUGCACCUUCAUCCCAGGACACCAGUGGUCAGCAACAACAGAUAGCAGUGGACACAUCCAACGAACAUGCACCUGCAUAUUCUUACCAACAGUCAAAACCAUAAAGAGGAAUGAAGAAUGUCCGUCUGAAACUUUGCCUUGAAUAAAGAAACUUCAUUGAACAAGAAGUUGGCUUCCAGUUUGCACAGGCGUCAAUGGAAUGCUUUUUUUUUCUUUUUAAUUUUAUACUUUACCCAAUGAAAACCAAGUUUUUAUGUGCUGUGCAAAUAGUUCCUUCAUGUGGUUUGACAAUUUAUUUUUGCCAUCAUAUUUUUAAUUAAAAAAAAAAAAAAUCCCAGAAGAGGAAAAAAAAAAAACUGUAAGACAAAACAUUGAAGGUUGACAUUUUAUCUGGAAGAACAUUUGAAUUCAAAUUUUGAAGAAGCUGUAGAUAGAUUUUUUUUUUUUUUUUUUUAACAGAAAACCGGAUGUCAAGAGGUGGGCAAACAGAAUGGAAACAAAUUGUCUUCCUCAAUAAUUAAGCUACUCUGUCUCUCUUUUAUUCUUCUUGUUUAAAUCUAGUGGGUUGAUUUUUGUAUUUUAUUUUUUCUUAGAAAUAUUUAGGUAAGGUUUAUCUUGAAUCUUAAUUGCCUUAAUUUUAAGGACGUCAAAGGCUCUCGAGGCAAGCUGUCAACGUCUUGUUUAAAAAAAUCAAGAGAGAAUUGAAAUAUUGUGCCAGCUUUAGCUGGUACAGAAGUUUAAGACUGAGUUUUUAGGGUGAAAAAGAAACUGUACAGUUUAAAUGAAAAUGUUUUUCUUCAUUUGAAGAAAAUUUGUUGAUAAAAGAAACCAGGGCAACUGCAAGAAUUGGGGAAAUGCUGGGACUUUUCAUGAACUUUGUCUGAAGUGUUGACACGAAUCACUCUAGAAGGCUAAAACAUUUUACAGUAAAGUUAUUAAUGUUGGUUUAAAAACAACUGCAUUAGAAAUAAUGCGUGUUUGGGAGGCAGAAUGCAGAUUUUUUUAAUUUACAAAGCGUGAUUGCUAGCAAAAGCAUUAGUGCUUUUUAUCUGCAGUCUUUUUUAUGAGCUUUACAAAGUUUUUAGUCAGCUUUGCUUGUCACAUUGCAAAACUUAGCUUAAGAGCAUUAAAAAAACUUAAGUAGAUAGGAGCUUAUGGUCAAAAAGUGCAAAAAAAUAAAAAAAAAACAAAAAAAGCAAUAGGUAGAGAAAUUGUUGACAAUUUCUGUAGUCUUUCCUAGUUGUGAUCAAAUUCAGCCUAUGGAUGGCCUAUUUUAUACCAAAGAUGAAGUGACACCCUAUUACAGUCCAGAGGAUAGAGGUUGUUUUUCUUUUCUUUUCUUUUCUUUUUUAAAAAAAUUUAUUUGACCCACAUGGCCGGACCAGUUCUUAUUUUGUUGUUUGUUUAAACUAUCUUCCACUGGUGUUUUACAUAUUGCAAAAAACAAAACAAAACAAAACAAAAAACAAAAAAAAACUUUGCUUUCCUUUAAAUGCAUAUUCAUUGAUAGUAGAAGCUCACACUUGCUGUGUUCAGCAGUUCCAGCGUGAAGCAUUCUGGAUGCCGACUGAUAGAACCAAAUGGUUUGAAUUCUGUGAGCAGUUGCUUGCUAACUGUCUUGAGUAGUGAAACCUGUAUUAAUGGACACCAAUAAGCCAAGACAUUUGUCUAACAGGUUGACAUUUCUUUAUCUAAAAUUUGAACUAAAGACCAUUUCUGAACCUGGUCUGAAAGGUCACUUGUCAAAAAAGCUUAAAGAUAGUCUGUGAAAUGGUGAGUGAUCUCCUGAAAAGAUGUCAUUGCUUUUGUAACAACAGUCUUCCUUCUACAUUUCAGCACCUCUGCUUUUUGUCUUUUCACCUCAGUCUUUGUCAUUGUCAAUAGCCACCUUGAUUUUGCAAUUGGGGAGGAGGUAUCUUCUUUUUGCCUGUUUUCACUGUAUUUUCAUAUCCAAGUGUUGCCAGAAAGACAGACAACACAGACCUUUUUAUUUCAUUUAACUCUCUGAGGCAAGAAGGACCAAUAAAAUUGAGGAUUCUCUUGGAAUUUAAGGAUGCUCUUAAGAUGCUAGUUGACAAUCAAGAAAGUGAAUGAUUUAUAUAAACAAGCACCAAAAGAAUAAGUUUGAUCAAUCAUUGAAGCCAAAGUGGGCAUAUUUGCAUUCAAAAUGAUGCAAAACUUUGUCUAAAAUAAAUUAAAUUGACUUAUCUAGAAAAUAUAUCUACAUUUUUGAUUCAUGAAAUGUGUGUUCAACCUGUACAGUUUUGCUGAAAUUAAAGAGUGGAGUGUGGGAUGGAAUUUUUUAAUUGAACCAUUCACUAGAUUGCUUUCACAAUGAACUAUUUGAAUCAAAUCUGUAAAACUUCUUCCACAAACUAAGGAAGUCACAGAGACCUGUCUUAGCCCAGAAGAAAGAGGGAAAUGUGUUAAGUGUACUAUAUAAGAAAACAGGGUAGGUUUUUAAAAACUAAAAUUUUAAAGAUAAAUCAUAUUCCCUUUAUAUCAACAUGAGUAACAAAGUUGACUCAAGGGAAAUUGUUAAUAUUCCACUAUUUAUAUAGACCUGGUUUCUCUUAUUUGCAACCCCAUGAAUUAGAAGCUGAAACCAGACAGUGACUCCAUAUCUUUGUAGCCAAAUUAGAAGCAAAGUGUCUGCAGGAGAAUGUAGUAUGUGCUACAGAGAAAUCCAAACUGGUCACAACCAUUUUCAUUAUGAUUCUCCAUGCAUUAGAGAAAACGCUAAGAUUAUGUAUACUUUCUUCUGUUUUAACCUUCAGCUUCCCAUUCAUUGUAAGGGUGGCACUUAAGUUUUAUGUUUGAAAAGGGCCCUCAGUUUCAGGGUUUUAAAAAAUAUGUAUGGAAACCAUAUUUUCUGUUUUUCUUUUCCACUCUCUGAACUCUUUGUAUAAAUAAGGAUUAUCCUGGGCAUAAUUCAUUUGAAUAUGAAACCAACAUGCUUUAUUUUGUUUCUGUCAAAAACAAAAAACAAAACCAAAAACACGUAUUAAUGUGAUACAAAGAAAGUCUCAUUUACACAAUCAGCAAUGAGGCUAAGAGGUAGCUACCAUGUGGCUGACGAAUGUGCCUAGGUAACUUCCUGUUUCUAUUCAAAACUGCUGCUUUAUUUAUACAUUUCUCAGCUAUGAAAUUUCAAUAAUCUUGAUUUUUUUAAGCCACUUCAUAUAUAAGGAAAUUACCUGUCAUUUUACCUAUCCAUAUAUGUUUUGUGUUUUGAUCAUUUAUGUCAUGCCAGUUUAUAAAUUAUAUUAUUUCAAACCAAAAAAGGAAAAAAAUGGAAAAAUGGCAUAUAUUCAACAUACCCCCUCUCGUUUCCUGUCAUCUUAGCUAAGAAUUGUUUGAAGAGCCAAUUAUAGGGGAGAAAAAAGCAUCAACAGGUAAGCCGCAUUACAUUGUAUGAAAACAAAGCAAACCAAAUAUCUGUUCAAUGAAGCAGAUGUUAGGAUUCUAAUUAAUGAACAAUAUAUGUAUGAUUGUAGUCUUAUUUAGGACUAUAAUUUUUUUUUAAUUAAAGUUCAUUUUUUAUGUAUUCUGGAUCACCAGAUUUUUAAGCAUUUAUUCAGAUGUUUCAGUUUUUCCUUUUAAUUGCCAACACUUAGCCCAAACAUCAAGAAGCAAACUAAAGUCAGAAUCCAAAUUAGAUAAACACUGUCUCAUCCAAACUCUAGUUACAUGAUCAAUGGCAAGGUGGAUUUUCUUUUCAUAAUAAUAAGGUGUCAGGGGAGGCUAACUGGGAGCUCCCCAAAGACAACAUAAUAGACCAUAUGUGAAUUAAUGGUAAUACUAGCAGGUGCUGAAGACAGUUUGUCCUUGAAUGCUAACAUGUCUCAAAUAUUGCAAAUAAUGUAAUAUUCUUUAAAAACAUGCUCUACCUGACUCCAGUUUAGCCAGAAUUAAUUCAUUUCUUUGGUAGAUUUCAAUAGUUACAAAUGUGGUCUUCAUAUUUCACAUGAAUUACUUCUUCUGGUGACCUUAGCAGAACCACCACAUUUGAAAACAUAUGACUCACUUCCACCUUUUUCUAAUGAAAAAUUGCAUGGUGUUAAAUAAACUUCUAUUAGAUGGAAGUAUGAAAACUGAAGAAGGCUGGAUGGAAUAGGAUGUUCACAUUAUUUCACUAUGCCUAUAAAAUAUGUUGUUGACCCCCUUGCAAAACUUCUUUAAAAUCACUUUCAAUCCAUAUAUAGCCAAAAAAGUACUUCAUUUUCCAAAAAACAAGACUUUAUCUCAAUCAUUAGGAUGUAUGCCAUAUACCAAUAUACAUUAUAUAGUGGCCUAAAGUUUUCUUUAAUGAAAAGUGAAAUUUGAUUUAAAUAGGACUCUUACAGUCUUCUUCAUAAUUGAGAAGUUUCAAUAGGCUGUCUAGACAGAUUAUGAUGUUAGUAAGAGACUAAAAGUACAUUUGACAAUUCAGUUCAUUCUUAAUUUGAGUUCAUGAACCACUGCAGAUGAGCUGAUAAGCAGAGAGGAAAUUCUUAAGUGGGUAUCCAGUGAUAAUUUUAAAUAGGAUUUUAAAUCAAGGAAAGAAAUAAUAAUAUAUACUACAUGUAACAACAUUCAGCAUAUUUGAGGAAUCAUACAAUGUAAUAAAGUUUAAUCAUGUCAUAGAACCUUGAUUUUUACUAUUUUACUAUUCUCACUAUUACCUCUACUAUCUACAGUAGAGGUAAAGGGUGAGAUUUUUGUUUUUCAUAUUAUUGUGGCUGGCAUGCUUCAAAAUUUUGAGCUAACUGAUGGUUUCUUACCUCAAUCUGAGGGAUUGGCAGAAUUUAAAUAGGUUCAUUGACUCUAUACACAAUACUCUUCCUGUGGGAAAGUGAUAAUGGGAUUUCAUUAAUGAGUCAAUCUGUUUAACAAAUAAAAUCCACUGUGCCAUUAGAAGACCUUGGAUCUGACUCAAGUUUAGCAUUUGUGACCAAACAUUCUUAAAUAUGAAUGUGGUCCCUUAAUCCAAAUGUGCUUGGUCAUGGCUUUUUUUUUUUUUGGAUUACAAAGAGUUCAAGAAAAUACAAAAGCUUAGUACAAAAUCCUCAAGGGGCCCCAGGGACCUCUUAAGAUGUGGGGAAGGGAAGUUCACACCAGAUGAAUGAUUUCUUUUAUCUUUUGUUUUAUACCAAAACAUAUGGAUGCUUACUGUUGCAAAAAGGGAUAGAUGACUUUCAAUAUUUAUUUCUGGUUAUUUCUUGGAGGGAAAAUAAUGUAUCAAGAGAAAUUUGUUCCACUCAGAAAGCUUUCAAGCUGAAGCAGAAGUGCAGUCAAGCUUGGAGUCUUCAGCAAGCACCACUACGCCACUGAGUGGCACUUGGAUUUUCUUAUUCUUUCUCUAAUUCUGACUCGUGCAUAAAUACAGUCACUCUCAAUUUUUGAAGGGCUAAUUAUCUACUUUGUGAAUAUAUUUUGUCAUUUCUUUUCAACUUUUAGGGCUUGGGCUCCUUUAUUAGCAUUUCUCCUAGAGGAUGGACAAAAAAAAUUGAAAAUAAAACUCAAAUCAGAUUAUUUUGUUUCUUAUUAAGUAUUGAUUUAUCAAGGGAGUUUGAAGUCAUUGGUGAAAUUAAUAUCGAUGCAUUAUGCAUCAUGAAUUUUGGUUAUCCAUAAUGUCUUCUUCCCAUCUACCACAAAUAAUUGAGAGUUAGCUGUAUUCUUACAGAAUAUAAAAGAAAAAAAAAAUAGAGCUAAAAAAUGUGGCUUCCAUAAAAAGAAGUUUUGAUUUUAUAUACUCCACUAAAUUUAAACGAGUAGAACAAGUCAAUACAAUUUCUCUUAUGAGACUAUAAUAGUAGUUUUUGAUUUAAUGUGUGCUCUUAUUCCUAUCUUAAAUAUUUGACAAAAAAGUAACAUUGCUUUUGUUAUUUUUUGACUUUGCAUAUUUGUUUUGAGGCUAAAUGACUUUGACACUCCAGUGGAUAUUUUUAAUGAUUAUAUCAAAUUUUUAAAAUGUCCUAAGUGUAACUUUAGUGUUAUACUUUGCAUUUUAACCCCUCUGAUCUCAGAUUAUUAAGACUGAUGCUCUGUUCUCCUCCCCCAAAUAUAUUAUUUCUGCAUGUAUUCAAAAAGGAGUUAUUUCAUACUUUUCAGGAACUAUAAGAAUUAUUUCAAAGAGACACUUGAAAAAGUUUUCUCCAUUCUGGAAAUAACUACUUCCAUUUAUUUAAAAAGAAAAAUAAGAAUAUAUUGGAGUCUUAAUUUUUAAAAAUGUGAAAAUACUUGCUAUGAGGUAUCUCUCAUCUACUAAGAACGGGACACAGCUUCUUUUAAAUCCCUAUUUCAGGCCAUAUUAGAUUUCAUGGAACUUCUGAAACAUCAUUCAAUUUGGGGCUUUAUUUAAGAGCAUUUUUGUAUUGCUGUCACUGACUGUCAUGGAAGUUCUGUAAUUCUAAGGUGUUUCUGGUUUUAUUUUUAAUUUUUUUCAUCUGUACCACAGUCAAGUUAGAUACCAUUUCCCCCAUUCCUUGGGCUUUCUGUAGAUCAGUGGAUGUUAGGUUUAAACUUCUGUUUUCUUUGAUGAAGCUUUCAAUAAAAAAUGAAAAUAAAAUCAAU